This is a messenger RNA of Abrus precatorius (Indian licorice), 2068 nucleotides long. RefSeq lists its product as uncharacterized. The transcript has 2 exons. NCBI's taxonomy places the organism in Eukaryota, Viridiplantae, Streptophyta, Magnoliopsida, Fabales, Fabaceae. The record is from RefSeq and is a predicted model, not a curated record. The coding region runs from base 611 to 1945 and encodes 444 amino acids.
GCCUAUAGCGUAGUCACAUAGCAACUUGUUGACACCCAAACCAACCCUUGUCUUUAGUGCUUCACUCGUUUUCAUCUUUUUCUCCCUUAUUUUUGUUGCGGAGCUUUUUUCACUCGUCAGUUUAAGUGUGUGUGUGUGUGUGUUUUCUCUUGAUAUUUGUUUUUUGAUUUUCGGUUUGAUUUCGAGGAAAAGGUUCAAUCUUGGCAUCUGGGGAUUUGAGAUUCUGCAGAUUUUCAUCAGAUAAGUUGCUAAGCUUCCUCAGUGAUGAGACUCUAAAAGGUUUUAAGCUUUUGUUUAUGUGAAUCUUUGUUGAACAUUUGUUUGCUGCUGGGUGAUUUUAGCACUUUGGUUGGUCCCUCUGUUGUGUUGUGGAAUUUUUGCCUGUGGGUUUGGAAUAUUGGUGUUUGAAUUGGUGAUUUGGGGCUGUUUUCAUUUGAAGUUCUAGAUGGUGAUAGGUGGGUUUGAAAACGUGUUGGAAGAUUGAAUAAAGAUGAGUUUGUGUGAUUUGAAUGGGUAGGUUUUAUGACGAGCACUUAGAUAUGUGUGUGAAUUAGGAUUUAUGGUAGAAUUGGUUAAUUGGUGUGAUCUAUUUUGUUGUUUGUGAGAAGCAAUGGAAGGGAAUUUGUCACAGGGAGGUAUGAUUCAAGGUGGAGGUUCUUUUGGUGGUUUUGAAAUGCCUGGAUCAAUGCGGGUUCAUAGGCAAGCGCAGCAUUCACAUGCCAUGAACCAGCAUCAAACACAUCCUUGUCAAGGGUCUUCAGUGCAUUCCUCAGUUCAUGACGGUUUUCCACUUACAAUGGGAACCAUGCAGAGCUGUGAUCAGACUGUGUCAAUGACUGAGUUUAGUCAAGGAGAUAGAAACAAAAACUCACCAAGUGAGGAAGAUGAGCCAAGCUUUGCUGAGGAAGGUGUUGAUGGUCAUCAUGAAGCAGGUAGAGGGAGAAAGGGGUCGCCGUGGCAGCGAGUGAAGUGGACUGAUAAGAUGGUGAGGCUUCUGAUAACGGCUGUUUCUUACAUAGGUGAGGAUGGAACUUCUGAUGGUGGCAGUGGGAGAAGAAAAUUUGCAGUGCUACAGAAAAAGGGGAAGUGGAAAUCUGUUUCCAAGGUCAUGGCUGAAAGGGGUUAUCAUGUUUCACCUCAGCAGUGUGAGGAUAAAUUCAAUGAUCUUAAUAAAAGGUACAAAAAGCUUAAUGAUAUGCUUGGAAGGGGAACUUCUUGUCAGGUUGUUGAAAAUCCUGCUCUGUUGGAUGUAAUAGAUUAUCUUUCUGAGAAAGAAAAGGAUGAUGUUAGAAAAAUAUUGAGCUCAAAACACCUCUUCUAUGAAGAGAUGUGUUCUUACCAUAAUGGUAAUAGAUUGCAUUUGCCCCAUGAUCCUGCUUUGCAACGGUCGCUGCAGUUAGCUCUACGAAAUAGAGAUGAUCACGAUGAUGAUAUCAGAAGGUCCUAUCACGAUGAUCAUGAUGAAGAUGAUCAAGAUAUGGAAACUGAUGAUCAUGAUGACUUUGAAGAGAAUUAUGCUUCCCAUGGAGAGAAUAGAGGAAUCUUUGGUACAUCAGGGGGAUCUAUGAAGAGAUUAAAACACGGGCAAGGCCAAGAAGAUACUAUUACGUUUGGGAGUGCUUUAAACAGUCAAGAGUACAACAAAAGUUCAUAUCCUCAAAUGGUACAAUCUGAUGUAAAUCAAGCGUUACCUGAAAACAUGAAAGCAGCUUGGGUACAGAAGCAAUGGUUUGAAUCUCGUUCGCUUCAAUUAGAAGAACAGAAGUUACAAAUUCAGGUUGAGUUGUUGGAACUAGAGAAACAAAAGUUCAAGUGGCAAAAGUUUAGUAAGAAAAAAGACCGGGAGUUGGAAAAGUUAAAGCUGGAGAAUGAAAGAAUGAAGGUAGAAAAUGAACGUAUUGCAUUAGAACUAAAGCGAAAGGAAAUGGGCACUGGCUUUAACUAGGUUGAUUGUCUUGCAAGCUUUUCUGGCAGUCUCAUUACAUGCAUGCUCUUUGGGGUCUCUGUUUGGAGGGAAAUGUUCAGAUUUUAUGGGGAAAGUUCCAUGCUAGGACAUGUUAUGGUGAAA